AUGGCUGCUCAAGGGUUGUCUGUGCUCUCAAUUACACCCUCCUCGUCAGCCACAAAUCGACCCUGCGUGAAACCCUCCGAGCAAAUUAUGGGUUUCAGUUUAUCGAGUUAUUUUGUGGGCACAAAGCUGCGGGCUCAGCCGUCAAGCUUCGGUCUGAUUACUUCUAAACGAUGUCGUUCGGCGGUCGCCACCAUCUCCUUCAGUCUGCCCACCACUUAUUGGAAUCUUGUUGAGUGUAGAUGGUCUGCAAGAUCAAUUAAGUCAUUUGCCUUAGCUGAGAUUACAGCAAAUAAGCUCAAUUAUCCGAAAACGGGGACCGAGGCUCUCCUGAUGGGUAUUUUGAUCGAAGGAACCAGUUUGGCAGCUAAAAUUUUAAGGGAAAAUGGGAUUACAUUUUACAAGGUCCGAGAAGAAACUCUAGAGUUGCUAGGCAAAUCUGGUAUAUUAGUUAUCGUCCCCGAGAACCCACCUUUGACCAUACAAGCUCAGAUGGCCCUUGACUGGGCAGUUGAAGAGAAGCUGAAGUCAGGUGAAAGUGGCGAAAUAACGACUGCAUAUUUGGUUCUCGGAAUGUGGGCACAAAAGGAGUCUGCAGGGCAUAAAGUACUUGCUGCACUUGGCUUUAAUGACGAAAAAGCCAAAGAACUGGCCAAAACUAACAAAGCCCUACGCCUCGAACGUGUUAGAAAAAUUGUCUCAAACGACGACUCGUACUUAUCGGGACUGGCCUGGGCCGAGCUCGUCGAGAAUCUCAAAUCCUUCGCCAAAUCCAUCUCUCGAUUGAGUCGGAGGUGCGAGGAUCUGUCCCUCAGGAGCUUUGAUCACCUGUUUCACGGGUUUGCGAACUCGGGCCUUGACCCGAGUAACUUGGGCCUGAGCCCGUAG
Striga hermonthica is the source of this 885-nucleotide messenger RNA. The record is from the annotation of a GenBank genome assembly. Lineage: Eukaryota; Viridiplantae; Streptophyta; Magnoliopsida; Lamiales; Orobanchaceae.